Molecule: messenger RNA, 3133 nt
Organism: Anguilla rostrata (American eel)
Lineage: Eukaryota; Metazoa; Chordata; Actinopteri; Anguilliformes; Anguillidae
Gene: ddx20
Product: DEAD (Asp-Glu-Ala-Asp) box polypeptide 20
Exons: 11
Coding region: 21-2606 (861 amino acids)
Biological process (GO): spliceosomal snRNP assembly
Cellular component (GO): SMN complex
Molecular function (GO): ATP binding; RNA binding; RNA helicase activity
Source: RefSeq, a predicted model, not a curated record
AUAUUUCCUUUUCCUCCAAAAUGGCGGUAUCCAUGAAGAAGGCAGCGCACGAUAUUCAAACACGGAGAAGAACUGAUGAUGUUUUACUGUCUGAAGGGAUUGAUUUUGCUUCUUUGCUUCUUUCACAGUCAGUGCAAGAUGGACUCAUUGCUUCUGGCUUCCAGAAACCUUCUCCAAUUCAGCUGAAAGCCAUCCCGCUGGGAAGAUGUGGCCUCGAUCUUAUUAUCCAAGCCAAGUCUGGCACGGGGAAGACCUGCGUUUUUGCCACUAUCGCUCUGGACUCGUUGAUCAUAGAGAAUAUGACAACACAGGUUCUGGUCCUGGCACCCACCAGAGAGAUAGCGGUCCAGAUCCACUCUGUCGUCAUGGCAAUUGGCAGUGCGAUGGAAGGCUUGGAGUGUCACGUGUUCAUCGGGGGUACCCCUGUGAGCCAGGACAAAAUGCGCCUGAAGAAGUGUCAUGUUGCUGUUGGAUCUCCAGGACGCAUCAAGCAGCUGAUUGAGCUGGGCUUCCUGUCGACAGCCGGCAUCCGCCUGUUUGUGUUGGACGAGGCUGACAAGCUCCUGGAGGAGGGCAGCUUCCAGGACCAAAUCAACUGGAUCUACUCCUCCUUGCCCGUGAACAAGCAGAUGCUCGCCCUCUCCGCCACCUACCCCGAGCCCAUGGCCCAGCACCUGACGCGCUACAUGAGGGACCCCACUUUCGUCAGGCUGAACCCCACUGAUCCUGGCCUGAUAGGCCUGAAGCAGUACUACAGAGUGGUCAAGUCCCACCCGCUGCCCCACAAGAUCUUUGAGGAGAAGGUCCAGCAGCUUUUUGAGCUCUUCAGCAAGGUUCCCUUCAACCAGGCGCUGGUCUUCUCUAAUCUGCACAGCCGGGCCCAGCACCUGGCCGGAGUCCUCACCGCCCGGGGCCUGCCUGCUGCCUGCAUAUCCGGUGGUUUGAGUCAGGACCAGCGCCUGGAAGCCAUGUCCAAACUGAAGCAGUACCAGUGCAGGGUGCUCAUCUCUACUGACCUGACCUCCAGAGGAAUCGACGCAGACAAGGUCAAUCUGAAUGAGUGGGAACCCUGGAGCGGUUGUGUGGGUCCCUGUGUCCCUUUGUUCACACAGCCUGUUCUUUUUGUUCCAGGCACUCACGGGAUAGCAGUAACCUACUGUUGCCAUGGGGAGGAGGAGAACAAAAUGAUGGCCAUAGCUCAGAAGUGCAGCCUGAGCCUGUACCCUUUGCCAGAUCCCGUCCCUCCGGAGCUGAUGGAGGAGUCGUCCGACUGGGGCGUCACCGUCGAGAACCUCAAGGCUGAGCCUACUUUCGAGGUCUCCCCGAGGCCGGACAAGAAGAGGAGGCCGAAAACCGCUUCUGAGCCGAAGGCGUCCUGGGCCGAAAACGCGGGAACGCCAGAGAACGUUCCAGAAAGGUCGGCCUCCAAGAGGCCCAUGAACAGCUCCCACGUGGGGCCGGGGGCAAACGAGGGGACGGAGAGGAGGCCCAAAAAAGCCGCCCCCGUUCCAAGAGCCACGCCUGUCCCAGAAGCCCCUCGGGACCAGACUCGGAGGGAGCUUCAGGAGGCCCUGCCGAAAAUCCCUCCCCUGCCCUCCUUUAAGCCCAGAGCUUCCGUGGUCGCGUCCUUCGAGGACCUGGUGACGAAUUACGAGAGGUUCAUGACCGAGGGCCCGGGGCGGUCGGUGGAGAUAAUCCGUCAGUUCACUGGCCCUAGGGGAGAUGACCAGCUGUGCGUGCUGGAGAGCAGGGAAAUCGUCCAAUCGCAGGACGGCUGUCCCGCAGGGAGGCAUUCCAGCUCCGUCCCGUCUAGGUCACGGUCCCAAAUCAUCGCCCCGUCUAGGUCACGGUCCCAAAACCCCGCCCCCUCUAGGUCACGGUCCCAAAGCCCCGCCCCCUCUAGGUCACGGUCCCAAAGCCCCUCCCCCUCCAGGUCACGGUCCCAAAGCCCCGCCCCCUCUAGGUCACGGUCCCAAAGCCCCUCCCCCUCCAGGUCACGGUCCCAAAGUUCCGCCCCGUCAGAUGCAUAUGCCAGCUCAGACACGGCUGCAGGCAGUGGUGGGGUGGGAGACCCGAAGGUGCCUGGCCGCGCAGACAAGACCCGACGCAUCGAGCACAGAGAGAGGAGCCCGAGCCAGACCAGCAGCUCCUCGGUACCCGGCCCGACCGAGCAGCCCUCAGCGGGACAGGCCACCAGAUGCGCUCAGAUCCUCCCCAAACCUACCCCUCAGCCCCCGCCCCAGCCUCACGCUCGCCCCAAACACCGACCAUCUCCUCAGGCUCAGAAGGCCUCGCAGGCCGUGAAGAGGCUGAGAGGCAGCAGCGCCGCCCCUGUGGAGCCGCGGGGCGGGGCAGCCGAGCACAGAGCGCCGCGUGAGUCCGGCGGGGGCGGGGGCGGGGGCGGAGCUGGAGCUGGAGCUGGGGCCGGAGCCGGGGCCGCGGCCGAGCGGGGCCACGGGGAGUACUGGCAGGCCUGCCGCCGAGCCUGGGACCUUUACCUCGCCGCCAUGCCCCAGGCCUGCCACCAGGGGCACCACAGCGCCUACAGCUGGAUGGCCGCUUACCGCAUGAACGCCGUUUACAUGGAGGAGCUGCUCCGGCGCUGACCGCGCGUCUGCCCCAGGGGCGUGCCGUCCGAGGGCUGGGGUACGCGGAGCUGCGAGGCAGGGGCUCACCUGCCACUCCUCCCCUCUCCCGGGGCCUUCCAGAAGAUUGGCUGUUUGUGAUGAGCCGUUACAGACAGGAAGAUGAGAAACGGGACUGAGAGUCGCUGGCGGUCUCAUCUGUCAGCUUAACUGGUGCUUCAGCGAGUCAUACCCGCUGGGAGACUGCUUUAGGCUCUGCUUUUGAAAAAUUCCCCGUGUUUAAUUUCAUUGAUUGAUAUCUGUCAAGCUGAAUAACUGAUUAAAAGUUUUGGUGAAAAAGUUCAGCGGAGAAGAUAAACUUGGACUUUUAAAGUAACGCUGCAGCAGCACCUCCAAAUGUCGUUAAAAGUGAUUGGACGCCCUUGAAUACAUGUGUCGUAGCAGUGAUGGAGGAGUGUGGCGUAGAAUGAGUAGAAUGGUGGUGGCGCACUUUGAUUAACUGUAAUCUCCUGGAGGACUUAAGUUAAUAAAAUCUGAUGAUAACAGUC